CUCGACUUUCCUGAUAUUCAAAUGCCUACACUUGACUUUCCUGAUAUUCAAUUACCUAAAUUUAACCUUUCUGAUGUACAAAUGCCUACACUUGACUUUCCUGAUAUUCAAAUGCCUGAAAUUAACUUUUCUGCCAGUAUUGGUGCUACAGGGCUAAUCGCACAACCCACAGAUGAGACUACGGUCAUGUUCACCAAAUACAUCAAAGUUAAUGACAAGUCUUUAGACGUCUAUACGAACAACGCAGAUUAUUCCAGUCUUAAAAUGCUUGAACUUAACUCUCCUGAUAUUCAAAUACCUGAACUUGACUUUCCUGUUGUUCGACUACCCAUACUUAACUUUCCUGUUAUUCAAAUGCCUAUACUUAACUUUCCUGUUAUUCAAAUGCCUAUACUUAACUUUACUGAUACUCAAAUACUUGAAUUUAACUUUUCUGACGCUGGAUCUUUCAUUGAGGAAGGAGGAGGAGAAAGUUUUGAAAGAGAACCAUGGAUACUAGAUACAGAAGCAACAGGUGAAAAAGGUACGAUAGUGGAGGUAGGAGAAUUUUUGGAAACAAAACCACUUCAUAACCUUUUGGAAUAUGAUCAUGUUCAGGUUUCCCAAGGAACGGGAGCGAUGUGUCUCAAUUUAGGUAAUGCCGGUGACUCAACCAACGGGGCAACAGGUUUUGGGGCCAUUGGAGGAGUUGAA
This is a messenger RNA of Racocetra fulgida, 693 nucleotides long. NCBI's taxonomy places the organism in Eukaryota, Fungi, Glomeromycota, Glomeromycetes, Diversisporales, Gigasporaceae. The record is from the annotation of a GenBank genome assembly.